Molecule: messenger RNA, 1134 nt
Organism: Dimorphilus gyrociliatus
Lineage: Eukaryota; Metazoa; Annelida; Polychaeta; Dinophilidae
Source: the annotation of a GenBank genome assembly
UGAUAAGAUAAAAGAGAGAGAGAGAGAGAGCGUCGGAUUAUAAAGAUGAAUUGACUCGAUAAGAGGAAGAGAGGAAGUUUGAGAAGAAAUGGAGAUGAAGCGUAACCUCUAGGAAAUAGGGAGAAAAAAAGGGUUUGAAGGUCAAAAGUAGAAUUUUUUAACGAAAUAUAUACUGUAUAUAUAAUUAAAUGCAGGAAAAAAGUUGACCAAGAAAUAAAACUGAAAAAUGGAACGUAAAUAAAUAAAUGAAUCAAAGAAAUACACACCAGCUGUAUUUAAAUUGAUUAGCACAACAGUUAUGUUCAUAAUCAUUGAAAUUAUUUUCGUAGACUAGCACAGAAAUAGAGUACAUUAUUUUUCCUUUGAGUAAAGUUAUAUUCAUUGCCUUAAUGGAAGAAUUAAGAUUUAAUGAACCCGAUCAAGAUCGGAUAUUAGACAAUUCGAAAAGUUUGCGCUUUGAGGAUACGCUCAAGCAUCCAAUCUCAAUUUUAGUUCUUCUUGGUCUAUUAUUUCUCCUUAUAUAUCUUAUUUAUAAGCUGAGCUCGACCAAAGACUCAGAAGUGAGCAGCCCGUUACAAGGUCAAUCGUCUUCAGUAUCAAAUUCGACCGAUUCUGCUGGAAUUUCUGUCCAAGAAUUAGAGCCUGGCAUGUAUUUGCUCCAUGGUCCUAAUGCUCAAAAAGCAGUUCAAUCAGUAAAUAUUCAAAGUUAUGGUUUGGUAUCAGAUCCCCAAAGGUUCACAACUUCAAACAAUUUUACGACUGCAGAACUACAGCAAAGCUUAAUAGAUACUUCUCCCUGCCAGAGACCUCCACCUUAUUAUGGUGUUAGUCCCUCAGCACCUUAUCAAUAAAAUAAAUUUGGAAUAAUCAGACAAACAAAUGAUGUUUCUAUGUAUUCCUUUUAAAAUAUAUGAAAAAGCGUUUUUUAUUUAAAUUUUAGCGAAUUGUGUUAAUUUUUACUCAUAGAAAAUAUUUAUAAAUAUUAAAUACCUUGGGAGUAAUUUAAAUUUUCAAUAGCAUCGUUUAUUUAUUUAUUCACAACAAUCUUAUAUUUAAACAUAUAUACACAGUAUAUAUAUAUAUUUAUAUAUAAAUAAAAGCUUUUUAAAAAUAUGUACGCCAUAUAUAUACAGU